Molecule: messenger RNA, 3633 nt
Organism: Poecilia reticulata (guppy)
Lineage: Eukaryota; Metazoa; Chordata; Actinopteri; Cyprinodontiformes; Poeciliidae
Source: RefSeq, a predicted model, not a curated record
UCCUACCUCUGCUUUCCUCCUGACUGUUUGCUGCUGACUCUACAAGGUCCGUCCCAACACGGAAAUGUUGGAAAGUGCCGCUUUUAGGGAUGUAAAGCGACACUUUAAUUGUCACCACCAGAUGUUGGACGUUCGCUACGCGGCAGACGGACCCUGGAAAUGAAUAUAGAGUUUGACCUCUGUUGCUAGUUUAGCAGCUUUAAUUGAGUCCUCUUGUUUGUGUCAGACCACCAUGAAGUGGACGAUUUUAGGGGUCAUGGGGGUUCUAGAACUCAUUCUGCUGUCUCUUCUCCUGCUGUCCUGGGAAAACAAACUUCUUCAGGUUGGAGGAGUCAGAUCAGUCACACUCCCGGAGUCCCUCCUGUUUGUCUCCACCCUAGACGGCAGUCUGCAUGCCAUCUCCAAGCAGACGGGAGACAUCAAGUGGACUUUAAGAGAAGACCCUGUUAUUCAAGUGCCUAACUACCUUGAAGAGCCUGGUUUUCUCCCAGAUCCUAACGAUGGCAGUUUGUACGUCCUUGGUGGAAAAUAUAAGGAGGGCUUGAUGAAACUGCCUUUUACCAUCCCAGAGCUGGUUCAAUCCUCCCCCUGCAGAAGCUCUGAUGGCAUGCUCUACACAGGAAAAAAACAUGACGUGUGGUUUGUAGUGGAUCCUGAAACGGGCGAAAAGCAAACAAGUUUAACCACCUCCUCCUCUGAGUCCAUCUGUCCCAACACUCCUUUGCUCUACAUUGGACGCACCGAGUAUAUGGUUACCAUGUUUGAUACUAAGAUACAAGAGCUUCGAUGGAACGCUACGUACAACGAUUACUCUGCUCAUCCUUAUGAUGAGAAGCAAAGCUACAAAAUGGCUCAUCUGGUGUCUAGUGGUGAUGGUCUGGUGGUGACCGUUGACCGGGAAUCAGGCGAUGUCCUGUGGACUCAAAACUACGGUUCACCUGUUGUAGGGGUAUACCUCUACUAUGAAGAGUCACUGAGACACGCCCCUCACCUCUCGCUUGCCAUGGAGACGCUGCGCUUUCUCACCUUCUCCUCUGCUAAAGACCAGACAGAAGCACACUCUACGUUAAAAUGGAGCUACCAGUUUGUGACAGAGCAAGCCAGAACACAAACCCAACUAAUACCCACUCUCUAUGUUGGAAAACUUGACUCCCACCUUUAUGCUUCAGCUUCACUUGUUCAUCGUGGAGUGUCAUUAGUGCCUCGGGGACUGACACUGGCUCGGAUCGAGGGACCAAUGACCACGGAGGUGACGGUCAGUCAGAGAGGGGAAAGUGAGAUCACUCCUUUCACUAACGUCCAAUAUCCACCAGGGAGCACAAACAGCCAGAAGAACCACUGGCUGCUAAUAGGGCACCAUGAGGUCCCUCCAUUAGCCCACACCACCAUGCUGAGGGAUUUUCCUGCCAAUCUGCAGCAUUCUGGUGAGCCAGUCAUCCCACCUCGAACCUCUGCCUUUCCCUUCUCCUCUGCUUCCUUCUACCACCAGCGCUAUUUUCAAGCUGUCUCUGGCAGCCACAGUGACCAGAACACCAAGAAGGAAAGGGUCAGUGAGGAGACCACUGGGCAGAUCCAGGACCGUCUGACGCUGGCUGUUCUGACCAUUCUGGUUGGAGGAUGGCUCUCCUUUGUGAUCACUUUUCCUCUUGUGAGUUCAUCUGUGAAGCGUAAAGCCCAGCAGCUGAAAGCUCAAAGGCAGCUGGAGGAGGUCUUGCAGUCUCGCCUGCAGCAAAUGCAGACCAGCAUGGAGACAAAUAUUCAACCAGUCACUUUGGUUUCUGCAGACAGGAAUAUGUCCACUGAGCUAACCAUCACAAGUGAUUUUCCAACUGCAUCAAAUAAUAAUUCAUCUAAUAUUCAGCAUCACAACAGAAAAACAUCAGAGUCAGAUAAAAAUGACUCGGUUGAUCAAAAACCUUCAACUGAAGAAAUUGACAAUGAAGUGCUGGUAGGAAAAAUCUCCUUUACACCAACGGAUGUACUCGGACAUGGAACAGCUGGAACCUUUGUCUUUAGGGGCAGGUUCGACGGACGGCACAUUGCUGUGAAGAGAAUCCUGCCUGAGUGUUUUGAGGUAGCCGAACGAGAAGUGCAGCUUCUCCGAGAAUCAGACAUGCACCCCAACGUCAUCCGAUACUUCUGCACAGAGAGAGACCGCCUCUUCACCUACAUUGCCAUUGAGCUAUGUGCUGUGACUCUGCAGCAGUAUGUGGAGGAUUCCUCUUGCUUUCCUGAGCUGGAUAAUAUAACUCUUCUGGAGCAAACCAUGUGUGGCCUGUCUCAUCUGCAUUCACUCAAUAUAGUCCAUCGUGACCUCAAGCCCAGAAACAUUCUCCUCUCUGGGCCAAAUGCUCUGGGUGAAGUCCGAGCACUCAUCUCAGACUUUGGACUGUGUAAAAAGAUCCCAGACGGUCGGAGCAGUUUUUCACUGCGCUCUGGAAUACCAGGAACUGAAGGCUGGAUAGCUCCGGAAGUGCUGCGAGAGACGCCUGGAAACAAGCCUACAUCAGCGGUGGAUGUGUUCUCAGCAGGCUGUGUGUUCUACUAUGUAGUCAGCAGAGGGCAGCAUCCUUUUGGCGAAGCUCUGAGACGGCAGGUCAACAUCCUUUCAGGAGAGUACUCACUCUCACACUUCAUGGAUGACAUUCAUGAUGAUGUCAUAGCAAAGGACCUGAUUGAGCAAAUGAUUAGCGCUGACGCAGAGUCCCGGCCCUCUACCGCCUGUGUGCUCAAACAUCCGUUUUUCUGGAGCCCUGAGAAGCAGCUGCUCUUUUUCCAGGACGUCAGCGACCGCAUAGAGAAGGAACCAGCGGAGAGUCCGAUUGUGGUCAGACUGGAGACUGCAGGCAGAGCAGUGGUCCGAACCAACUGGAGGAUGCACAUCUCUGUCCCUCUGCAGACAGAUUUGAGGCGGUUCAGGACAUACAAAGGAAACUCGGUGAGAGAUCUGCUCAGAGCCAUGAGGAACAAGGAUCAUGUUUUGUUUUCAAAAUGUCACAGAAGCAUCACUACCAUGAGCUGCCGCCAGAGGUCCAGGACACCCUUGGGGAACUUCCAGAAGGCUUUGUCGGCUACUUCACUUCCCGGUUUCCUCGGUUACUGAUGCACACACAUGCCGCCCUGCAAAUCUGCAUCCAUGAGAGGCUCUUUCACCCUUACUAUCUGCCACCCAAAGCCAAAUAGCUUUCACAUGACUCAGGCCUCCAUGUUUUAUGCACAGAAAGAAAAAGAGCCUUUUACAGUUCCCCAUUAUUGCUUUUGUAAAGCCUACACUGUUUCAGGGGGAGGUUACAGUGCUGUGAAGAAGUUUUUAUAUACCUUUGGAAGUUUUAUAAAGUAUCUUUAAUGGUUUUUAUUAGACCUUUUCUUUACAAAGGCUUUAAAUGAUUUAAUAAACACCCUUUUUUAAAAUGAGGAAAAAUGCUUCUGAGAACUAAAACACUAAAUAAAUAGGAAUAACAUUAUUAUCAAGCCCUGGUAAAGGAGUGUAAAAAACUCUAAAAGUCCACUAUUAUGCAAAAUUCACUUUUUGCCUGUUUCUCUUCUAUGGGGGAUUUUUUCUGCCAUAAUCCAAGAGCACACAUGUUCAGUCUGAAAGCAGGAUUUCAUGUCUUUUGUUCUCAAAACUUUUAA